This is a messenger RNA of Cataglyphis hispanica, 5721 nucleotides long. RefSeq lists its product as uncharacterized. Lineage: Eukaryota; Metazoa; Arthropoda; Insecta; Hymenoptera; Formicidae. The record is from RefSeq and is a predicted model, not a curated record. Bases 256 to 3786 code for a protein of 1176 amino acids. The transcript is spliced from 2 exons.
CAUUUUUUUGUGUUAGUAGCGGCGAGUCGUGUCGCUCGUCUGUCAAAGAGGCUACGGGCCGACAAGUGCCAGUAUGGUGUGAGCGACAUGUGAUAGGAAAAGCCACUAUUAAAUCGUAUAGGACAAGGUUGGAGUAAACGCGGUUUCCUUUAAAGUGUGGUGACGAAAAGUAGACGAAACGCGUCAAGAGCAAGGAGAUCUCGUAGUGUAGGAUAAUUUGUGUAGUGUCAAGACUGCGGUUUAUGCGCAUGUGUCAUGGUUAAAUUCAAGAUGUUGUUCGCGCUGUUUUGCGUCCUGUUGAUUGGACAACAUAUACAAGCGGUAGUCAACAAGGCGACCUCGCAAACCAAGGAAGAAGAAAAACCUACCAAGGCCAAAGCCGAUGAUAGGAUAAGUAAUACUUUCGAUUCUCCAUCUGACGACUAUGGGCCACCGUUAGGAUCUAAUUUUAAUGGACCAGCGCCGAUAUAUGGACCUCCGGAGUUAGUCGGCAACCUUGGACCAACGCCCAUUUAUCCACCACCACCGCCGGAAUUGCCGCCACCUGUAUUUGGACCGCCGGCUAUUUCAUACGGGCCACCACGUAGUAUCAAGCCGCAAUACGGUCCACCGAAACAAAGUUUCGGUUUGUCAAUAUCCUCCUUCGUUUCGAAGCCUACUUACGGCCCGCCAAAACUCCAUUAUGGACCGCCGAAACAUUUUACGCCACCGUCGGCUUCGUUCUCGCCGUUUAUAUCACCGAAACCUCAAUACGGUCUGCCGUUAAAGUUCAUUGGUACAUCGAGCCAGCAAUAUAUAUCGCCGCUACCGGCGAGUCAGCACGGGCCGUCCAAGCCCGGCCACGGACCACCUAUUCCUAUAUCGCUCGAGACUUACGGUCCGCCGCCUCCAAAAUUAGCUAUUCAGUUUAAUCCUCUGCCCAAUGACGAGUACGGUCCACCACCGCCUCCCGUAUCCGCGCCGCAACCGCAAUACGGUCCGCCAGCUGGUGAUUUAUACGGACCACCACCACCAGCACCACCGCCAGGAGUUCCAGCGCCACCCACACCACCUGACAUAAAGUACGAUGGAUGGCAGCCUAUUGCCGGAGUAGCCACCUCCCCUAAUCAAAGUGGUCCACUGACAGAUACAUAUGCCUCUUCCCUCGAAGCAAAGCACAAUUACAUCGAAAGUUCAUCCUCUUCGGCAUCGCAAUUAUCUCAUGCUUCUCUGAGUGCCUCGACGAAUUCAAAUGUGCCUAGCGAUUCUUACGGCACGCCGUUAAAUAAUCCGGAGGAUCACGAUUUGAAAAUGUCCGUGCAUGAAUCCUCGGCUUCCUCGGAGAGCAAUGGAUUACCGCCGCCACCGUUACCGCAACACGAACCCCUACACAACAAUCAAGGCCCAGGUGCUACGACCAGUCAAUCCGAUCAUCAAUUCGGUCGGCAACAAUUGAAUUUACAGCACGGAACGCCAAACAUCGAACCGUUAUCUAUCAUAAAAACAGUAGGAUUUGAAUUGUUACCCACAACGGGAGCUUUGAAUGCGGAUCUCUCAGGUUUAUCGUUAUCAGGUGGUACUUCUGACGUCUCGUCGUUUAAUCAUAUCUCGAAUUCGAUUAAUGCCAAUUCCGCGUCGCUUCACGCAGGAUUGACGUCAAAUGAUGACGGAUCUCACACUGCUGCUUUAAGCAACGGCGGAGAUUCACACGGAUUUCAGAAUAUAGAGAAUGAUCUAUCCUUGCAGCAGCUACCGCAACAGACACCAUCGAACAAUUACCUCCCUUUAACAACCGUGACUUUUGGAAAAUCAAAUAAUUUUAUAUCAGGGACAUCCUUGCUUUCUCCUCCGCCUUUAGAUUCUUACGGCGCACCACCUUUAUCUUCUUACUCGUUCACUGGACCUUAUCCAGCGGCGCAAGGAGGACGAGGUGGACAACUGUUUUCGUCAUUUGGAAUAUUCGGAAGCUCUUUUAACAAACAAAGUCUACAUCAUCACAGACUUCAUGGUUCAUUCAGACCACCACCAAUUCCCCCCAGUUCUUUGAUACCACCGCGAGUACGAGAGCCCAUCAAAUUUAGGGAACCAAUACCAACAGGGCUUUUAUCGAAUAUUAAUCGAUAUUUACCGCCGCAUACAAAACAACAGUUGCCGAAUGUUCAUGUACCGGUAUCUUUUCGCCAUACACAGGGCUCGAAUAAUUUAUUUUCCAAUUCUUUUGCAUCAUCUGGCUCGUUUAAUGUACAUAAUUUAAAUUCUCCGAUUGCCGCACCGCAUGUUCAAUACGGAACGCCAUUAUCGUUCACUGAUUUCAACACACCAGCGCCUCAUUUAACUUAUGGAGCGCCUAACUUUGGCCCACCAACCUCCUUCAUUUCAACGUCUUCCGGAUUUGGCAGCAAUCUCUACAGCGGAAUUAAUAACGCGCUGACAACGACAUAUGGUACGCCUGUGGUAAAUGCACCGUUAUCAAUCGGUGGCGGUCACGAUUGCAAUUCCUUGCAACCGCUCUUGCCUGUGAACGGAGCGUUACAUUUAAACAAAGGAUUAUCCGUGAGUGGAGAGCCUUUAAGCGGUAGUUUAGCUUCCAACGGAAAAUCGCAUUUUAGCGAAGAGCUGCACUUGAGUGGAGGCUUAUCGUUAGGCAGUGAAGUGCCCUCGGGCGAAAGGCCAGCAUCAUUGAAUGCUGGAUUACCCGCGCAUGGAGGCGUGCAUUCUAGCGGCAAGCUGCAACUCGGUUCUGAAAAUGUGGGGCCUUCUGGUGGAAACAUAGAAAUCCCGGGUCCAGUUUUUACCAAUUCUCUGUCUACGAGUUUUGCGAGCUCCACGGGAAGUGAUUUAUCUGAGAAUAGCCAUCAAAAUUCUAUUUUUACAGGCAAUUUAUUGCCGCUUAUUAAGCCGCUUGAUAAUUUCCUGGGAGGUCCGCCGGUAAGCACAUUAGAUUUACAACAUAACGAACAACAGAAGACGAAUCUCAAGGAUAGCUACGGCAAUCCCGUAGGAUUAACUUUUGAUUCGUCCAACGAAGCGAGUGACACCAGAACUGUUCACGCAUCCACCACGGAUGUUUCGAAUGAACUCCCUGCGCUUCCGUCUAGUCAGUCCCACAAUAGCUAUUCCGCAGUAACGUUUGAGCAUGGCUCGGGAGUAUCAGCUGCAGCGCUGACAGCAAGCUUGACCGCGCAGUCCUUCGGCCAGCAAAAGAAUCUCGAAUUAAAUGAGGUGGAUGCUAGUCAAUUUUUGAAAUCGAGCGAGGGUAGCGAGGCAUUGUCUUUGGCGCAACGGCUGACCGCCGAUAGUGCCGACGGUUUUGAGAUUCACGGUUCCAAGGGCACUUACAGAUUGCAGAUACAACCAGCAGACGGAGGCCUGGGCACCGAGAACUCGGAUGGCAGCAUCAGACACGACCAGGUAUUGUCUAAUGGCCUCCUUCAAGAUAUAUUAGCCGCUAUAGAACAGCCGGAGAAUGGUGCUAUACAACUACAAGGCUCGCCGCAAGUUCAGCAAUUGCAAAAAGUUUUCGGUCCUGAUUUGCCUCAAAAAACUGGUGUCAUUAAUGGCCAUUUUAUUACUAUAGAUAGUCAAGGACAAAACAACGGAUUACAAAAUCAAGUCGAAAAAGUCAGCGAGAAAAAAGAAGACGUUAAAUACUCAAAAAACCAGCCGUCAAUUGCUUUAUUCUAUGAUACUAAAUAUGGAGAAUCGAUAAAAGAAAUCAGAUCUGUGUCGAAAAGCGAAAUGCAGGCCGCAAACGCAAAUGAGCAAAAUAAUAGUCAAACAAAAUCCUCCUUAAUUUCUAAAUCGUAAUAAGUGCCUAUAUAAAAAUAUCUAAUAGUAUUUUUAAUAAUAGUCUUAAUCGCUCUGAUUCAUUUCGGAAAGACUUUGAUUUUCGAGAAGAAAAGAUAUUGCUGCUAACGUGAUGCCAUUUAUUUUCUUUGCUUGAGGUUGACCAAUAAAAUAUUUCGAUGAAAGUUUUUAAAUCUACGAUGUUUACGAUGACAUAAUAUUUAAAACGUUACAUAUUUUUCAAUAAUAUUUUUGAUGAAUGAUCGCGGAUAUGAUCGAUUAUAUUUUAACGUAUCAACAAAUUUAUCUUCAAAUAGAUUGCAAUAAAAUUGCUUUGCAAUGUGACAUUAAAACUUUCUAACAAUUUAUUUUGUUGCUUUAUUUUUAUAAAUUAUUUAAACGAAGAUCUAAGAUUAUGCAAUGUUUUGGUACGCUUAAAAAAUAUUUAAAAAAAUUUGAUCAAUUUAAAAUUAAAAUUAGAAAGCAGAAACCGCGCAAUGAAAGUUUAUGUAAUUUUCUCUUAUUUUCUCGCAAGCAAGCAAAAGUAAUAAUUACUUGUUGGCCAAUGUAUCGAUAACAAGUUAUUAGACAAAUCGUCUGCUUGCUCAAGAACUUUUCACCUCUUACCAGGAUUGCAAGAGUGAUUGUAGAAAGAGACGCAAGUAUCGGCAUAUUUUUAUCACAUAAGAAGAUUUUGCAUUCUUAAAUAAUGAUCUUGUUAUCAGGUCAAAUGUUUACUGAGAUCCGACCAAGGAUCCAGAAUGCUUCAAUUUGUCCUCGCGUCAGCGGCUUAUCUUAUCUUCGUCCAUGGAAAUUUCGUUGGCUCGAUCCUUUCAAAAACAAGGAAAUAUAUAUAUAAGGAAAUUAUUUAAUAUCAAAUCAGAUUUUUGUCGGGAUAGUCGAUGCCACCACUUUCAGUUUAAUUCUACGAAAGUGGCAAGUCAGCAUACGUUGCUCUUGUCAAGAUAUGAAAACGGUACGAGGCAUUACACGCGUUUAUUAAUACUCAUGUAGGUCAAUAGGUUACGGCAACGUUCUCGUGCGAAGUACAUGUAGCUGGUUAUAUGGCAUAUCCGCGUAAAAUCGCUUGGUCGUUUUCCGGUCGGUAGAACAUGAUCGACGCAUUUUCGAGAUUUCAGGCUUCGUCAAGGUGAAAGUUCAAAACCUCAUUUAACGAUCCGGUGAAAAAAUAUCGAGCUUCUAUGAAAAUUUCUUUCUAAAUGAAACGCACUGCUCGUCUUUGCGGACAGUCAAGGGUGUUUUUACGCUCGGUUUUGCACACUUUUAUCACGAUAGUCAUAUGCGGAUACGUUUUAAUCUACUAUUAUGUGUGUGCGAAAAAAAUAGAACGAAAAUACGUGCUUGGGGCUUGAUAUGUACAUCGGUGGGAAUACAGAACAACCGCAAAAUGUCGAUAUUAUCAAGCACGAGAAACCGUAAGCAGCAAACGUUAUUUCCUUCUGCCGCGCGUAUUAACGAUCUUUAUGCGACUUACGAUUCGCAGUUCUGCACGUAAGUUGUAAAUGAGUAUCCGUAUCGUGAAAGUGCGCGGCGCCGUUAAAAUCCCAAGUAAUCUCAAAGCUCUUGCAUUUUUAUGAUUUUCCCUGGCAAACGGUUAUGCAUAACUUGGUGUAUUGCAGAUACGUAAAAUAAGUAGAGCGUAUACGUUUAAGGGAGAGACGCUCAUUGUUACGAAGUACGCAGUAACGAUACUGCCAAGCCAUAAAACGCAUCCACUUGCUCCUAACCCAUAUCCACCUACUUUUUUAGGAUUUUAAUUUAUUAUUUUAUAUACGCGAAGAGUUUUAUGUAUGUGUGUGUGUGUGUGUGUGUGUGUGUAUGGGCACUUAGCUUAUAUUCGACGAGCAAUCGAUGCUAUCACUCGCCGGAUAUAACGAUCUUACUAGCUUGUACAUUUAAUGUAUGCUCCGCAUGUAAAUAUAUGAAUACUUUGUA